CAGCCUGCAGCAGAGAUUAACAAACCCAGCCCUAGGCUUUAGCUUCUCCUCAUCGACGUUCAAAGCCUUUGCUUUGCGGCUCCACUAUCUUCACUCUUCAGAGUUCAUAACGUUGAGUUAGAUGGAAACGAGACCAGACCCUGAUAUUGAUGAUGAUUUUAGCGAACUAUACAAGGAGUACACUGGCCCUCCUGGGUCAAAUGCCACAAACACACAAGAUAGGGCAAAGCCAAACAAAAGGUCCCUUACCGGGUCUGACGAGGAAGAAGAAACUCGCGACCCGAACGCGGUCCCAACUGAUUUCACCAGCCGAGAAGCCAAGGUUUGGGAGGCCAAGUCAAAAGCUACUGAGAGGAACUGGAAGAAGAGGAAGGAAGAGGAAAUGAUUUGCAAAAUCUGCGGGGAACCUGGUCACUUUACUCAGGGGUGUCCAUCUACGCUUGGAGCAAAUCGCAAGUCCCAAGAUUUCUUGGAAAGGGUACCUGCUAGAGAAAAGCAUGUAAAAUCACUUUUCACAGAGAAAGUGAUAGACAGGAUUGAAAAGGAUAUUGGCUGCAAUAUUAAGAUGGAGGAAAAAUUUAUCAUUGUCAGUGGCAAGGAUAGGUUAAUAUUAAGAAAGGGGGUGGAUGCUGUGCACAAAGUGAUUAGAGAGGAAGGUGAGCAAAGAGAUGGUUCUGGUUCUCACAUGACUAGAUCAAGGUCAUCUGAGCAAAGUCCUGUUGGUUCACGGUUACAACGCUCUGAAUCCCAGAGGUCUCAUUCUGGUCCCCGAAAUGGGUCACAUUUUCAACAAAGAUUUCACAGGCAGGAGAAGUUUGUUGAAGACCGUAUACGUCAGGAUAUGCAGAAAUUUUCCAGGGGUUCUCCACAAGCUUAUGGUAAUGAUGGAGCUAGAGGUCGUCCAAGUCAUUCAAAUUCUCCAGCCCGUGCCCCUUACAUGGGAAACUCGUAUAGUUCAUAUGAUGGUCAUAAUCAGAGCAUGGCUACUUAUAGAAAUGAUGGGUGGGAUUCUGAUAAAAAAGGACCUGAUAUGCAAUCUGGUCGUCAGUUUGAUUACUCUGCCACCCCUCAGACAUUAGAAGAAUUAGAAUUGGAGUACAAAAGAGAGGCAAUGGAACUUGGAAGAAUUCGUGACAAGGAAGAAGAUGAAGAAAAUUACAAACAUCGUGAGGUGAUUAGGGAAAUGAGAGAGAACUACAUGAAGAAACUGGGUACCCUGAGGGGGAUGCAUGCAAAACAGUGGGAGGAUUUUAUUCAAAUUGAUGCCCAGAGGCAUCAACAACAGGCUAAUCAGCAGAUGUCGACUUCAGGUUUUGGUGGUUAUAAAUCACAGAAUUAUAAUGAAUAUGAUGGCUCCUCAGCCAAUCCUCAUUAUGCCGGGGCCAGUUUAGCUAUGGAUUCAAGGAGCAGAUACCCAAACCCUAUGGAAAAUUAUCCGUCAAGGCCUCAUGACAACUUUGGCGAGUUCCAGCGUCAGAGGCAUGAUGAUUAUGGGAGAGGUUACGGUCGAUACUGAAUGUUUAAGUGCAAUUACAUUUGGGUGCAGGUCUGAGUAAUGUAGCGGUAUGCACAGGGGAGCACCAAAUCUAGGUAAGCAUGUUUUCUAUGAUUUAAAAUUGAGGGAAGAAUUGUGCACAUUAAUCGAGUGGUACGGCUGCUGUUUUGCAAUAUGGUGACUCAGUUCUGUUUAGAACUUGUUGUAAAGAAGUGAGACAUGAUUUCUAUUGGCUAGUAAUGUUUGGAUUUUUGACAGUAUUCAUUGGGUUAUAAUUAAAGUAGAUACUCUUCAUCUUAA
This is a messenger RNA of Prunus mume (Japanese apricot), 1795 nucleotides long. Its product is annotated as Zinc knuckle (CCHC-type) family protein. The record is from RefSeq and is a predicted model, not a curated record. Gene Ontology annotation, molecular function: nucleic acid binding; zinc ion binding. NCBI's taxonomy places the organism in Eukaryota, Viridiplantae, Streptophyta, Magnoliopsida, Rosales, Rosaceae.